AUGGAUUUGUCUGUUGAAUUUGGUACGUCUAAUGUUCUUCAUGCUUUUACCCCUGGUGGAACGAAGAUAUGGAUUCCAUGUUGUGAUAGUGAAAUUAGACCAACUAUAGGUAUGAAAUUUUCAAAACUUGAUGAAGCUGGGUUUAAAGAAAAACAAAAUAAUGUGGUGACAGAGAAAGUUGAUAGUAUCGGGGAAGAAGAUGAUAAUUUUGUAGAUGAUAUGAAUGUUGAAGAAGUGGUUGUUGGUCAAGAUAAAGAAGACUAUGAUUGUCAAGAAGCGAAUACUCCUAUGGUUAAAAGAAGAUUGUCUACUCGAGUUGGUUGUAAGGCAAAGAUGAUUUUAAAGUAUUGCGAAGAUGGAGGUUACAUUGUUUCUAAUUUUGGAGAAGGGCAUACUCAUCAUAUGUAUUCAUCCGAGAACUCUCAUUUUCAGAAGUCCAAAAGAAAGCUGACAAUGUUUCAUAAGAAAAUGAUAAUUGAUAAUUCAAAGGUGAAUAUUGGUCCUGUCAAGACAUACAGAAUGGUGAAGGAAUAUGUUGGUGGGUAUGAGAAUAUAGGCGCUAGUAGGAAUGACUUCAAAAAAUUUCAUAGAGAUUUGAAGGCGUAUAUUGAAGGAUCGGACGCCCAGAUAGCUUUAUGGGCAGAUCCUAUUUGCCGGAGAAAUUAUGCCGUAUUUGGUGAUAUGCUCUCGUUUGAUACAACCUACCAAAGCAACAGAUAUAAUAUGGUAUUUGGUCCAUUCACGGGAGUCGAUCACCACAAGAAAUGUGUCACUUUUGCUGCUGGUUUUAUUGCAAAGGAAGAUGUUGCUUCAUUCGAAUGGCUAUUUAGAACAUUUGUUAAGGCAAUGGGUGGUAGGGAGCCCAAUUGUUUAAUUACGGAUCAAGAUCCAGCUAUGAAAAUUGCUGUAAAUUCUGUUUUCCAACAAUGUGAGCACAGAUUUUGUAUGUGGCACAUAAUGAAAAAGCUGCCUGAUAAAGUUGGAAGGAAUAUCAUUCAGGAUACUGAAUUUUUGAAGGAACUCAGUAAGUGUGUUUGGAAUUUAGAAAUUGAGGCACCUGAAUUUGAAGAGAAGUGGAACAAUAUUCUUGUUGAGUUUAAAUUACAAGAUCAUGAUUGGUUGAAUUUGAUGUUUGAGAUGAGAGCUAUGUGGAUUCCAGCGUAUUUUAGAGAUGUCUUUAUGGGUGGUAUUAUGAGAACUACCUCAAGGUCAGAGAGUGAGAAUAAUUUUUUUACAUCCGUUGUAAAUCCUCACGUGUCUCUUGUGGAGUUUUUCAUGAGGUAUGAAACUGCGUUGGAUGCACAGAGACAUUAUGAAUUGAGGAAGGAAGAUGGUAUUGAUGUAGCAAUUGUUACUGAGGCAAAUAGGAGAAGGAAAUUUAAAGUUUUGUUUGAGUGCUUUAGUCAUGACACUACCUGCUCUUGUAAGCAGUUUUAUAGGAUAGGAAUCCCAUGCAGACAUAUGAUAUGGAUGUGGAAGGCAAAGAAUUUAAAAAGCAUUCCAAAGCAAUAUAUCUUAGAUCGUUGGACAAUAAAUGCUACUCAGAAACCAGUGUUAGAUAUAAGUUGUUUAGACACCGAAGAUGAUAGGCGGGUGGUUAUAAAUGAAAUGUGGUCGGAGAUAUUUUCUUGUGUGAGUUGGGUUAAAGGUCAUGAGGAGGACUUUAUUAAGAAUAUUCGAGAGUUCAAGAAUAAAAUUGAAGCGACAAAAAAUGUUACUUUGGAAGAUACUCAGAAUGUAAGAUCUAGUGAACAUGAUAUUGAGAUGUUAAUAGGAUGUAGCAUUCCUGAUGAAAUACUUGUUCAGCCUCCUAAAGUGUCGAAGAAUAAAGGUACAGGUGUUCACGAUGGCUCUGGAACUAGUGGGUCUAAAAGAUUAAAGGGUGCCAAAGAAAUAGCGGUUGAACAAUCUAAAAAGAAAACGAAGAGGAAAUGCAGUGGCUGUGGCGAGCUAGCAUAUCAUGAUAUUCGGAAUUGUCCUCACAAAGCAUGA
Chenopodium quinoa (quinoa) is the source of this 1992-nucleotide messenger RNA. RefSeq names its product protein FAR1-RELATED SEQUENCE 5-like. Bases 1 to 1992 code for a protein of 663 amino acids. NCBI's taxonomy places the organism in Eukaryota, Viridiplantae, Streptophyta, Magnoliopsida, Caryophyllales, Amaranthaceae. The transcript has 7 exons. Gene Ontology annotation, molecular function: zinc ion binding. Gene Ontology annotation, biological process: regulation of DNA-templated transcription. The record is from RefSeq and is a predicted model, not a curated record.